Alternaria arbusti is the source of this 2415-nucleotide messenger RNA. RefSeq lists its product as uncharacterized. The record is from RefSeq and is a predicted model, not a curated record. The transcript is spliced from 2 exons. Lineage: Eukaryota; Fungi; Ascomycota; Dothideomycetes; Pleosporales; Pleosporaceae. Bases 1 to 2415 code for a protein of 804 amino acids.
AUGGAAGCGCUCAUUGCGGUCGGACUGGCAGGCAACGUGGUCCAGUUUCUCCAAGGCGUUGGCAGCUUGAUCGCCGAGGCCAACGCGAUAAGGAAAAGCGGCAGUCCCUCAUCACUUCAGGAUCUCCGACGCCUCUCAACGACACUGACUGACCAAGCUGCUGUGCUGAAAACUCGUCUGAAGGCAUGCAGCGCGACGCUGAAAGAGGAGGAUCAGGUGAGUUAUUAUCUAUGCCAUCGUUUCGUACCUGCUAAUCGCGUUGCGCAGAAUCUCUUAGAUCUUGCUGCAGAAUGUGAAGAGGCUGGCACGCAUUUCAUCACCUACCUGGAGGGUUUGACUAGCCACUCAUCCUCAAAAUUUCUGCGAACCGUGAAGACUGCUGCCAAAUACCAUUGGUCUUCACACCAUAUCGACGAUUUCGUCGCUAAACUCGAAAAGCUUCGCGGUUCCCUUACCCUGGCCACAGUACUAGCGCUUCGCACUAGUUCAGAGAGCGACAAUGAUGAGAUUCUUACACACUUGAAAGCAAUCCAACAAGACCAUGGAGUUUGGAAGUUGGAUGAUGAGAAGAUUAGGAUAGCGGUCGAGGCUCUCGCGGAUGCCGUACAGGAACAAGCAAGCGACAUGUCUGCUGUAAUUCAGGAACAGAUUCAGUCAUGUUUGGAUAAGAUCACCAAUUUGCACGGCGAGAUCUCUCCAAACGGAAGUUCACGAAGUCGAGAGAAAGAAAUCCUGAGAUGGCUGGACUUCCGGCAGAUCUUCUGGCGUUAUGAGAGUGUCGCGAAAGCUUACCGGAAGACGUAUGGAUGGGUUUAUAAAUCGCCAGCUGUGCACAACAAGUGGUCGGACUUCUCACUACACUUGCAGCAAGACAGAAGUGAGCCAUACUUCAUUAGCGGGAAAGCUGGUAGUGGCAAAUCGACCUUGAUGAAGUUUAUCUACGACGAUCCAAGAACUCAAAAAGCGUUAAAGCAAUGGGCAGGAGAGAGCGAGCUGAUGAACUUGCACUUCUUCUUCUGGAACUUGGGAACUACCCAUCAAAAGACUCAUGUCGGAAUGCUCAGAGCUCUUCUCCACACGGUACUCGAUAAACACCCGGAAUUGGUACCAGCUGUCUUUCCACGAUUAUACCGAAACUGGAAAGCCUCAGACGCUGAUACUGAGCCCGAAUAUGUCGAGAUGAAGGAGGCAUUCGAACGACUAAUGAACAAGUCCCGAUUUCUGAGGCUGGCAAUCUUCAUAGAUGGUAUCGACGAAUUUGAGGGCGACCACCGCGACAUGGCACUCUUCCUACGAUCACUGCCAUUACCGCACAUAAAAUUGACUGUCUCAAGUCGACCUCUCAACGCCUGCUUGGAUGCACUGGCAGGAUGCCCUACCUUACGCCUCCAAGAGUUGACCCGGCCGGAUAUGGAAAAGUAUGUGCAAGGGGAGCUUUCAUCCAAUCACCUCAUGGCCCGCCUGAUGCAACAAUUUCCAACAAGAGCCCCGCUUCUGAUAAUCGAUUUACUCGACAAAGCAGAGGGUGUUUUUCUCUGGACCAAGCUCGUCGUACGUCUUCUCAUCGACGGUCUCGAGGAUGGAGAUACUCUUGAGGAGCUCCAGGCCAAACUUACACUGCUUCCCUCAGAUCUUAGGUAUCUGUACAAGAAUAUGUUUGGGAAAAUGAGGAUUGAGUACCAGCAGCAAGCUGCAGUCAUCUUCCAGCUGCUUGACCGGUGGCACCGCUGUAUAGACUCUCGACCCCUGCCUGGCCUGGUCUUGUUAUACGUCAUAAACCCUGCUACAGAUGUCUUCGAAACAACGGCCACUUCGCUAACUGGCGAGACAUUUGACUGGACUAUGAGCACUUUGGACAAACGCGUUCGCAGUCGUUGUUGUGGUCUACUCGAGCUGCGCCAUAACGAGACGGCGCUGGACGGCUGGUCAGCUCCAAUGACUGCUGGAGAGCUGAUCACUAUCGACGAUGUCAACCGUACUGUGAUCACAUAUUUGCAUAGAACUGUCGCCGAAUUCAUUGCGACGGCCGAAGUUUGGCAGGAAGUCUGCGAGCUGACAAGCAAUAUGGCCUUUGAUGCCGCCUCCAGUCUCACAUUCGCAUGCUUGUCUACGAUGGAGCUAGCCACACGGUUUGACUACAACGGGCUGAUAUGGUACUUAGAAGCCGCCGCGGGGUUUUUCCGGCAGAUCAGUACCACAGAGUCACGAAUUGUUCAGAAGUAUAUUCAUGACAUGGACCGGAUCAUUAAGGCUCUGUUAAAUGACCUUGAGCGACUCACUGGGACCAAGGAUAAUCGAGUUGGAAGUCCCAGAGUAAAGCGCAAGGGCUCCAACUUGGGAAUCAAUCGCAAGAACGAGAAGAAAGCACGGAGAAAUAGGAAGGUCAAAGAGCGAGCGAAAGGUGGAGCGAGCUAA